UCCAGAACACUCUGCGUAUCGUGGUGUAUACAUAUAAUAGUUCGAUAAAUGUUCGUACAUGUAGCAAAAGUACCCUCACAAGUAGCUCUGAAAUUUCUCAUUGAACAAUCUUCACAAGAUACAAUAUAACAUCAACCGCUACAUCAACUACCUCAGAUAUCAUGUGGUAUUUAAAUCAUCGCGCGCUAGUAAUGAGGAUUUCAUUUUUACCAACAAAUUUCUCAGAAAACUUCUUUAUCGACUGUCAGUAUGUAUAUUGAACGCAAACGCAAGAAUUCAAGUUCUUAUACUCCUCACGGCAACUGAGAGUGGCGCACGGCAUCAAUACUGUGACAUAACCUUCAAAUUGUGCAAAAUAUAUAAACAGUGGGUAAACAUAAACCAACAAGUAUUAUUUAUUUGUAAAAUAUGUCCAAACGAAAAUUAGAUGAAUUCCUGCAGGAGGAAGCUGAAAUUCCUACCAAACCUACUUUUAAAAAUUCCUUAGACUCUGACGAAGAGGACGACGAGGCAAAAGAAGAAAAUUAUGAUGUUAUGCAUGAAAAUGAUAUCGAAGGUGUGGAAGAUGGGCCAUCAGCACCAGAGACAAAUAUUGGAUUUACAGCAUUUAAUAUGAAGGAAGAACUGGAAGAGGGCCAUUUUGACAAAGAAGGACACUAUCAUUUUAAGAAAGAAAAAGAAAUACGGGAUAAUUGGCUUGACAAUAUUGACUGGAUGAAAGUGAAAUCUAAACCUGGUACAGAUAAUGGUGCAAAAGAAGAAGGAAGUUCUGACAAUGAUAGCGAUGGAGGCACUGAUUUCAUGUUUGAUCCGAAUCCAUUGUACAAACAAAUAUUGGAAUACCUAAAACCAGGAGAAACAGUCUCCAAAGCUCUGUGUAGAUUAGGAAAAGGAAAGAAAAAAUUAACCACUGCUGAAAGAUGGAAGAGGAAAAAAGAUCCGAAUGCAGCGAAAGAUGAAGAUGAAAAUUCUGUAAAUAUUACAAAGCUCACAGAGAUUGCAAAUGAAUUGUUAACGAGGACAGGGAAUAUGGAUAUUUACCAGGAGAGUUAUGAACAAAUAGAGAAAAAAAUUGCCCUCGCUGACAAACACGCUCAUCCAUCUAAAGUUGAGGCAGAAUUAGAUAUGUUUUCAGAUGAUUUUGAUUCAAAAGAGAAGAACAAAAUAGAUGAAACAAAUUCUACGGAAGGAACGGCGACUGAAAAUUCAGAAAGCACAAAGGAGAAGGAAGAUUCUUCGAACGAAGAAGUUUCGUGGGAAUUGAAAUGGUCGCAAGAAGAGAACGCAAAAAUUCACGGGCCACACACGAGUGAACAAAUGCAUACGUGGGCGAAAGAAGGAUAUUUCAAGAAAGGCGCGUGGGUGCGAAAGACGGGACAAAAAGGAGAAUUCUAUAACGCAACGCGUAUCGACUUCGACCUGUAUUUGUGAUUACACUCUUUCUUUUUAAUUCGAAAAUGACAAAGACAUUCAAUUAAUUUUUGGUACAAAAGCUUGUUUAUUUACGAGUAUAAAUAAUUUGUACAAAGUAUACAUGUAAUAAAUUAAAAUUUUUAUGAUUAUACUCCAGAUUUAUACUUUCUAUUCGAAGUCGACAUAUCGGUGCGGUAAAAAUGACUUUUUCUCUUAACUCUCUUCCUGUGAUUGAAGUAAUUCUGUAACAGUACGUCUCCCAGCACGGGAUAUAACGUUGCGACUUGGAGUAAGCUCCUACCGCCAUUUCCAAGCUUCGACCAAUUAUUGUUUCCGUAAGUUUCAUGGCCGCCGUGCUCCCAUGGAAUCGAUGUAUGAUAAUCUGUAAAUUGUCAGCUAUUAUUAAAAUAUGCUCAAUCAAACACGA
Nasonia vitripennis (jewel wasp) is the source of this 1840-nucleotide messenger RNA. RefSeq names its product CD2 antigen cytoplasmic tail-binding protein 2 homolog (gene holn1). Bases 409 to 1431 code for a protein of 340 amino acids. Lineage: Eukaryota; Metazoa; Arthropoda; Insecta; Hymenoptera; Pteromalidae. The record is from RefSeq and is a predicted model, not a curated record. Gene Ontology annotation, molecular function: protein binding. The transcript is spliced from 5 exons. Gene Ontology annotation, cellular component: U5 snRNP.